CUCAUAGUAACUUGCGAUGUGUCUUCGGGCUUUCGACCCAGUGUUGAUUAAGUGUGGAGUCGGCUUCAUUAAGUGUCACAUUCACAGCUGGAACUGGGAAUCAAGGACAAUUGCAGGCUAUUGAUAUAUUUAUCCAGUUGCACACUGGGACAACGAAACUAAGCAUAGACAUCUUCUGGAUGCACAGUCACAAAUGUACAAUAACAGGGAAAACUAAGCAUUUGGACCAUUCUAUGUUGCUACUUGAUUGCACUGAAAACACUAGCAACACCUUUACAUGGAGUCAAGAGUGAAGAAUCCGGUGAUGAGCACUGGGGCAGUGUGGGAGAAAGCUUGUGCAGGAGAGACAAGGGUAUUGCAAGAACAUUGCACAAGUGGAAGCUCCAAUAUCGCAGCCAAUGCUGAAGCUGACAUCCAGCGCAGUGUGCAAGCAAUAAUACGGGAACUGGACGAGGAACAUCCAGCAUUCCAGUGCAGUCGAGGUAUGUUUAGGUGGACAUUGCAUAAGAAGACUGGACGAGACCCAUACAGCAGCAAUUUUCUGGUUAAAAUUCUCAUUGGUGAACUGGAACUGGCAAAGAAAAACAAUAAGCACUACAUUUUACCUUUACUGAACAUUUUAAUGUAUGCUAUUAUUCAGGCUGCAUAUAUUCCUGAUAAUCUUUAUGAAAAAACAUAUACAUUUUGCAAAGGGCUCCUAUCCUUUCCCAAGCCCUACUGUACAAUUGGACAUCAAUAUGCAGUCAUGAUAAAAGCUGAAAGAAAAGCACCAGGCAUUUUGUACCAAAGGGUAAUUAUUUCUGAACAUGGGCUAAAGAAUGACACUUUUUCACACCGAGAAAAAGUUUUCAUCUUUGCUGAUCCUGAUCUUAUCUCUGAAGAAGUCAUUAAUGCUCUUCACAAUGAGAUCCACUCAGUUAGCCUCAGAGACACAUCUGCUGAUUGUAUGAGUAAUGUUAUAAAGCACAGCAUUCAAGCAACACUGGGAGAGAAUUGUGACAUCAGCAAAUUGGAUGAAGCUUUGCAGAAUAAACCCUAUAACAUGAUUGAGCACUAUUUCCAAGAAGUGGUUGCUGUCACCGAGCAGUCAUGUUUUUCUUCAGAGGAAGUUACUACAGCCCACAGGAAGCACAGUAGCAAGUUGCAACAACUUUACAGGGCAAUAAUCAGCUCUGCACAACAAGUGUCUCCUUCAAGUGAAAGGCUACAGAAUAUUCCAUUGCCAAAUCCAAAUAUCAGCUUUUUUAUGUGGAAGGAUGAUGACCUUCUUUGGAAGGAAUUGGUGCAGUUUGCUAAAAAUCAACUUGAUGGUUGCCAGGAUUUCAUUUACAGUGACUCAGACACUUCUGAGAUGAGUGAAACAACAGAUGGUCACAACUUUGAGCAAACGCGAUUGUCAGUUCUGUCAACAGACAGUGGCAUAGUCAGAGAUUGUGGAGACCCGACUGUCGGAAAUGACACAUCACCUUCGAGGACUAGUGACAGGAAUCAGACCAAACUUUCCAGAAAAGGCUGUGUGAGGAAAAGAAACAACGAUUCAGAAAAUGUGCUGUGUUUUCCAGAUAUUUAUGACAAUACUGCAACAAGCAAUGAUAUGACUCUUCAUCGGAAGUUUGGUUGCAAUGUGAUGUCAUUUGGCAUCAAACACCUGAAGCCCAACACCGCCCGAGUCGUGGUAAUUGGAAAUGACUGCAUCUUGGGAAGAUUAGCGAAGGCUUUUCAUUCUUUGAGGAAAAGAGAAGCAAGAAGAGGCAUUCUGACUACAAAACUGAACUUGCUGUUCUACUACAUUCCUGUAACUAAUGAAAAGCAGAGACCCAUGUGUGCUGGGCAGGUCAAACAUUUACUACAUAGUGACCUUUCUUGUGAACUGUCCAGGUACUUGGGCAGUAUAGAUCCAUGGUAUAACAGCAAUAUCAACAGCCUGCGCAACAUGAUACCUGAACUGGCUAAAAUGUCUACAACACCUGGACAACAGUCUGGCGCUGAUCCAUUUAUUGUGGAUGUUGCUUCAUACUAUGUACGAAUGGGGUGUCAGCCUGUUUGCUUUCAAAUCUACAGUGCGAAGCUUACCUUUUCGGAUGAAACAGAGGAAAUUGUAGAUGAUGUAUUUCUUAUUCAGCUUGAGGCUCAGUUUCCAGAACAGAAGUGUGUCAAAGAAUCCACUCUGGUGAGAAGGAGGGCAAUAUCAGAAGGAAUAGGUGGACACAUUGCAGUUACGUACAAAAAAAUUGCAUUGAGCAACAGGGAACAUACAAAACAACUUGCAUGCCAUUGCACAGGCAUAGCAAUAAAAGCAAUUCCUUCAAAUGGAACUGAAGAUCUUGUCUGUCUGGCUGUAAGCAUAUCAGAAGUAACAAGUAAGACAAACCUAUCUGGAAAAACAUCUUUGGCUGGAAAUGUCAUGAUGAGGACAUCUUACAUAAAAAUUAAAGUCCAGGAUAAUUGUGGAAAAUCUAUGACUGUUUGUCUAGACAAGGAUUUUCGAAGGGUAUACAAGGAUGUUAUCAGCAUUGACGUGUCUCCUUGUCUGGAACCUGGAUACUGUUUGCAUAAAAUGAGGACAUCAAGAUUUAAUCAGACUGAAAAUGAAAACAUUGGAUUAACAAAAUACAUGCCAAAAUGCCUGUUGUUACCCCUCAAUACCUUUGCAGGUAUCCUGUAAGAUAAAGUAACCAAUGGAAAAUAAUUAACCAAUUAAUUGCUUGAAGAAACAAGUGAUCUGGAGCUGCUAGAACAGUAAAGCAAAGAGGCACAAUAAUUACAUUCAACUGUUGAAGAACAUCUUCUGGAGAGGGAACGAUUAUUUUCAAGAUCUGAACAGUACAAAUAUCAUUAUUCCUGUUAUUAGGACAUCAAAAUGUAGGUGCUUGGAGGAAUAUUAUUUGGAAAUCGAACAUUUUAUUUGAACCAGUUCAAGGAGGGUCAGAAGAAAAGACAAUUGCAUAAAUGGGAAGUCAGAAGAAAAGACUAUUGCAAUAUUGAUGGGAAAAUUUCUAGAGCUCAUGUGCUUGUUACUGGCUACUUAAUUUGCAUGCAUACUAUCGAGUUUGGAGAAUGGUGAACAUUAGCCAAACUUUAGAUAGAAUAUAAUGAAUGGUAAAGGUGUAAUUACACCUUACAAAAUAAGUUUGGGGAAAAGUACAGAAUUAUUUAUGCAGGAUUUACAUGAGAUUACUUCAGUUAUUUUUAAAUAAAGCCUUUCUUUAAAUUUUGGAUUGAACAUUAAUAAACCUGUGAUUGCAAAGUUCACUACAAGGAUAAAAUGUGCUGCACAUAUCGGGGAGAAAUGAUUUCCUCUCAAUUUCUGGUAGCAAAUUCAUGAACAUGCUCUUUAUGCUUGUAAGUAUAAUUUCACUACAAUGAAUAAAUAAAUCUUUCUCCAUAAGAUUUUACACUUUAAUUCCAUUAUGCUGUUUAACUUGCUACUUAGCUAUAUUUCUAACAUCCAAGUGUUACAAGUUUGUCUUAGAUGUAUAGUAUUUAUUAUAUG
Molecule: messenger RNA, 3493 nt
Organism: Hypanus sabinus (Atlantic stingray)
Lineage: Eukaryota; Metazoa; Chordata; Chondrichthyes; Myliobatiformes; Dasyatidae
Product: phosphoinositide 3-kinase regulatory subunit 6-like
Exons: 21
Coding region: 278-2665 (795 amino acids)
Biological process (GO): G protein-coupled receptor signaling pathway; positive regulation of MAP kinase activity
Cellular component (GO): phosphatidylinositol 3-kinase complex, class IB
Molecular function (GO): 1-phosphatidylinositol-3-kinase regulator activity
Source: RefSeq, a predicted model, not a curated record